AUGAAGUUCGGAAAACAAAUCCAAUCUCAACAAAUUCCGACUUGGUCGGUAGCUUACCUAGAUUAUAAAGGACUUAAAAAAAUUAUUAAUUCUCUUGCCAAAGGACGCCCAGCAGAUGCUGCUCUCCUUGCAGCCGGCGUCAGUCCCGAUUUGAAUAAGAAUCAUCUCAUCUCACGUCAAGAUCAUCAACCUCAACCUUUGGUGAUCAAUGGAGAGUUUAGUGAACCGGAUGCGGAAAGUAAUCUGAAGGCUCAUAAGGCUGCUUUCUUCUUCAAAUUGGAGAGAGAGCUCGAAAAGAUUAACGCAUUUUAUUUGCAAAAAGAAGCAGAUCUCAAAGUAAGACUUCGAACAUUAAUCGAUAAACGAAAGAUUGUACAACUUUCUAGAACACGAAAGAUGACAAAAACCAAUUCAAGUUUUACAACACUUUAUGAAGGAUUUCGAAAUUUUGAAAAAGAUUUAAGAAAACUUCAAACGUUUGUUGAAAUCAAUCAAACUGGAUUCCGAAAGAUAUUAAAAAAAUGGGAUAAAAGAUCUAAAUCUACUACCAAAGAACUUUAUUUAGCUCGUCAAGUUGAAGUUCAACCGGUUUUCAAUCGGGAGUGUAUUGCGGAAUUAAAUGAUGUAGCAGCUGCUAAUGUUCUAGAGCUUGAAGAGCUAUUGAUUGAUUCUGAUGAUCACGACUCGCGGCAUUGGUCGAGCAAUCCUAGCGCUGAUGGAAUCCCAAGUGAUCGGAUCAUUCCGUUGAUUUCAAAUCAUGAAACAGAUGUCGAAAUGGAUGUGAUCGAGUUUGAGGAAUUUGAGACUAGUCUUACUAAAGCUGUCCAAGAUAAUAAUCGCGAUCAAGUUCAAGAGCUCCUUCGAAAUCUUCAUGUACCUUCAUCACCAGUUGAUCAAUCUGCACCUAUUCGCAAUCGGAUCAGUCGUAUACUUUGGAAAGCGGCACUGCAUGAAGAAGAUUCUCCUUCCGAUGCUACAUGUCCCGCAGGAAAAGCCAACAGGAUGUCAAUCUUGACGCCUUCCUCCGCAAUGAUGGAUCAAGAACUCAUUCCAUCUUCCAGGCUUGACUUUUCUAUCAAUCGAACAGGCCAAUCUGCUCCACAGGACGGGUAUAAGUCGGGUAGUAGUUUCAUGACAGGGGCAUCCUCCGAGCUUCAAGGCAACGAUCUUGAUGUUGAUCUGAUACCAGAUUUGUCAUUACCUCCACCGAUCAUGCCAUUCCGGAUUUAUGGUCACAACUACUUGGACAAGAAGGCACUCAUCCAAUUAUCUCUUGGUCAUCCCAAUACGUCACGUAACCUUCGUCCUGUUGUUCAACUCUACGGCCAGCCCGAGCUUACUUCACUGAAAUUAGUGAUUAGUAAUCGAGCUGACCCAUCUUCAGCUGUUCAUAGCACGAUCUUACCACUUGAUUAUGAACAUGAAUCGUUUGCAUUUCAUACUGAUGCUCUUGAUCAAUUUGCUCUCGAGUUUGAUUUGUUUCCUACUUUUGGAACACGGAUCAUGGGUAAGGCAGCAGCCCUUCCGUCUACGUUCAGGGAUUCAUGGAACCAUAAAUCAUAUGUGUUACCACUCUUGGACAAACAUCUCAAAGUGAUUGGCGAGGUAGCCUUUGAGUUGAAUGUGAUCAGCCCUUUCCAAGGCGUUCAACUUUCGCUUGGUGGACGAGUCGAAACUUAUUGGAAAGCUACAUCUAAUGUAUCAGGUGUUGGAACAGGGACAGCAGGAGUCAACCCCUCUUCUAUCGAAUCUCCAGUCACUUCGCCAGCCGGUACCCCUUCGACGCCUCAUCCUACCACUGCCUUUGUUACAUCUUCAUCACUAUCGGGUGAAUAUGUUCGUGUAAUAGUCCAAGUCACUCGCGAUGGUGUACCAGUGGUUUAUCCUAAAGCUACUUUAUCACUGGGAGGUUUAGAUGUUCAAAUUUGUGCUUUGACGAGUGAACAAUUCAAUACGUUAGCUAUCCAACUCAAAUGUACUCUUGAUGAUAUCAUACCAGAUGUACAGGAAGAUUUGACUGCUGCAAGAUGGCAUACACUUAUUGGACAAUCAAUGGCGUGUUUAAAGGACGUCUUGAUUCGUAUGCCAGCAAGAUUUGGACUUAACCUUGAGAUCGAAAGUGGAAAGAUUGGUAACCGAGGUGGUAUGAUUGGAGCUACAAUAGGUUAUUGUAAUGGUUUAGAUCUCGAUACACUUGUGGACGCUGUACUAAAGACGAUUUAUGAAGCUGCUGAAACGAAUGAUCGAACUGGUUCAACAAAGUUAAGGAGAAGAUUAGUCCUUUCUUCAUUGGAUCCAUCUGUAUGUACAGCCUUGAAUUGGAAACAACCUAAUUAUGCCGUCUUCUUUGCUUCAUUUUGUGGAGUAGCUGGUUUGAGCUCUGAUGGACAAUCAUUAUUAGCUACUAAUAGAGAACUAGAUGAUCGAAGAUGUUCAAGUAUGAUAGAAGCCACCAGAUUUGCCAAAGCCAAUAAUUUACUAGGUGUUAUGUUUGAUGCUACUUUACUUUUACGAGUUCCUUCGGUUGUUCAAGGAACUAAAGAACUUGGACUUUUACUUACUACUUUUGGACAUGAAAGUGUGAUGGGAGCUGAUGGACAUUUAUCUGAUGAAGGUGUUUUAAAAUAUACUAUGAAUGAUAGUUUUGAAAGUGUGGGUUAA
Melampsora larici-populina 98AG31 is the source of this 2661-nucleotide messenger RNA. RefSeq lists its product as uncharacterized. The transcript has 7 exons. Lineage: Eukaryota; Fungi; Basidiomycota; Pucciniomycetes; Pucciniales; Melampsoraceae. Gene Ontology annotation, biological process: glycerophospholipid catabolic process. Gene Ontology annotation, molecular function: phosphoric diester hydrolase activity. The record is from RefSeq and is a predicted model, not a curated record. The coding region runs from base 1 to 2661 and encodes 886 amino acids.